AAACCAGACGCGAUAACCCGCCACCAAAGCUGGAUUCAUGGCAGACGCUCCGAAAGCGGUUUUGGGGCCGUUGGUAGGGGCAGUGGACCAAGGUACCAGCUCAACACGUUUUUUGGUUUUCAAUCCCCAAACAGCUGAAUUACUUUGUCAUCAUCAAGUGGAAAUAGCCCAGGAGUUCCCAAAAGAAGGAUGGGUAGAGCAAGACCCAAAGGCAAUCCUGCAGUCUGUGUACGAGUGUAUAGAGAAAACAUGUGAGAAACUCGGACAGCAGAGCAUUGAUAUUUCCAACAUAAAAGCUAUCGGUGUCACCAACCAGCGGGAAACUACGAUAGUCUGGGACAAGUUCACUGGAGAACCUCUCUACAAUGCUGUGGUGUGGCUUGACCUAAGGACCCAGUCUACUGUGGAGAAUCUCAGCAAAAGUAUUUCAGUAAGCAAUAACUUUGUCAAGAACAAGACGGGCCUUCCAAUCAGCACUUAUUUUAGUGCUGUGAAACUUCACUGGCUCAUUGAAAAUGUGAGAAAAGUGCAAAAGGCUAUUGAAGAUGGCAGAGCUAUUUUUGGGACGGUUGAUUCGUGGCUUAUCUGGUGUAUGACUGGAGGUAUCAACGGAGGUGUCCACUGUACAGAUGUAAGUAAUGCCAGCAGGACCAUGCUUUUCAACAUUCACUCUUUGCAAUGGGAUGAAGAGCUCUGCGAGUUUUUUGGAAUUCCAAUGACCAUCCUUCCCCGAAUCCGGAGUUCUUCUGAGAUCUAUGGCCUAAUGAAAAGUGGCCUGUUGGAAGGUGUGCCAAUAUCUGGAUGUCUGGGAGACCAGUCUGCUGCUUUGGUGGGACAACUGUGUCUUCAGGACGGACAAGCUAAAAGCACAUAUGGAACAGGCUGUUUCUUACUAUGUAACACAGGCCAGAAGUGUGUAAACUCUGAACAUGGUCUUCUGACCACAGUGGCUUAUCAGCUUGGCAGACAGGAACCUGUCUAUUAUGCCCUGGAAGGUUCCGUAGCCAUAGCCGGUGCUGUUGUUAGCUGGAUAAAAAACAAUCUUCAAAUUAUUCAGUCUUCAUCGGAAAUUGAAAAACUUGCUGAAGUAGCAGGGACUUCUUAUGGCUGUUACUUCGUCCCAGCCUUUUCAGGCUUAUACGCUCCAUAUUGGGACCCAAGUGCAAGAGGGAUCAUCUGCGGGCUCACCCAGUUCACCAAUAAGUUCCAUAUUGCCUUUGCUGCGUUAGAAGCUGUUUGCUUCCAAACGCGGGAGAUUUUGGAUGCCAUGAACAGUGAUUGUGGAAUCCCGCUGAAGCAUUUGCAGGUAGAUGGAGGAAUGACCGCAAACAGAGUUCUCAUGCAACUGCAGGCGGACAUUCUGUGUAUCCCGGUGAUGAAACCUUUCAUGCCAGAAACAACUGCACUGGGAGUCGCCAUGGCAGCGGGAGCGGCAGAAGGAGUUAGCGUGUGGAGUCUGGAUCCUAAGGAUUUGUCAAGUGUCCAGAUGGAGAAGUUUGAACCCCAGAUCAAUGCCGAGGAAAGUGAAGGUCGUUACGCCACAUGGAAGAAAGCUGUGGUGAAGUCAAUGGGUUGGGUUUUGACUCAGUCUCCUGAUGGUCGCGACCCUAGUAUUUUCAGCAGCCUGACGCUGGGCUUUUAUGUAGUGAGUAGUAUGGUGAUAUUAAUUGGAGCAAGGUACAUGUAAGGUAUCCCAUAAAUCAUGCCUCCUUGUGGAUUCCCCAAGGAGAGCUCUUUACCUAAUGAAAGAAUCCAGCAGUUGUUUCAAUGUAAUACCACUAUUUGGACUCUGGAUUUGUUUAUGUGCCCCUUGUUGCAUGUAUCUCCAAGAAGACCUGAGAUGUGAAAUAAAGAAAAAAACAGCAGC
Mus caroli (Ryukyu mouse) is the source of this 1867-nucleotide messenger RNA. Its product is annotated as glycerol kinase-like. Lineage: Eukaryota; Metazoa; Chordata; Mammalia; Rodentia; Muridae. Gene Ontology annotation, molecular function: glycerol kinase activity. Gene Ontology annotation, cellular component: mitochondrion. Gene Ontology annotation, biological process: glycerol metabolic process; triglyceride metabolic process; phosphorylation. The record is from RefSeq and is a predicted model, not a curated record.